Synchytrium microbalum is the source of this 2442-nucleotide messenger RNA. RefSeq lists its product as uncharacterized. Gene Ontology annotation, cellular component: mitochondrial inner membrane. Bases 1 to 2442 code for a protein of 813 amino acids. Gene Ontology annotation, biological process: intracellular monoatomic cation homeostasis. NCBI's taxonomy places the organism in Eukaryota, Fungi, Chytridiomycota, Chytridiomycetes, Synchytriales, Synchytriaceae. Gene Ontology annotation, molecular function: ribosome binding; calcium ion binding. The transcript is spliced from 9 exons. The record is from RefSeq and is a predicted model, not a curated record.
AUGAUGGCGACGAGAGCUGCUCAAGCACUGACAAGGAGACUGCCAUAUCGCCCUCCUAAUGAGCUGAAUCAUGUUAACAGCGCACUACGCACGUCCAGGUUUAUAGCUUACACGUCAACAACAAUCACAUUACGUCAAAAGCAUACAUUACGAUCAUGGCAACAUACCACAUCACGAACACUGGCAACCAAUACCACUGAAAAUACCGCCGCUACCUCCAAACCAGACUCGAAAGUACCGUCGGGUGCUACAAUAACACCACCAUCAUCCGACACUACCAAUGUGGCUAGCACGUCUCAAACCGCCUCAACAACACCACCAUCAUUACUUCGACCUGCAGCUGCGAAAGAGGAAACACCUGUCGAACGUGCCGUACGUGUAGCCAAAGAAGGCGAAUUGGAUGCCAUGGACAAGGCAUGGCGAGAAUCCGAAGUCGUUGAUGAAGAUCCAGCUAAUAAAGUAAAGAAACCCAUCAUGGAGCGAAUCAAGAAUGAAUUGGUGCAUUAUUGGCAUGGUACUAAACUACUUGGUGCUGAAAUCGCUAUAUCAAGUCGGCUGCUCAUGCUAGUGUUGAGAGGGCAUAAGCUUACUCGUCGUGAACAGAGACAGCUGAGGAGAACUACUGGUGACUUUCUAAGACUUGUGCCGUUCUUGAUAUUUGUCAUUGUGCCCUUCUUGGAAUUCGCACUCCCACUCUUUUUACGAUUCUUCCCAAACAUGUUGCCAUCUACUUUUGAAAGUAAAUUCGAUGAGCAAGAAAAGAAGAAGAGGCUGUUGAAAGUACGUUUAGAGAUGGCCAAAUUCUUGCAAGAUACUAUUGAAGAUGUAUCUAUUGCUGGUACUUCCAAAGCUGAGGCAGCUAAAGAGUUUAGUCAAUUCUUCCUCAAGUAUCGAACAUCGGGUGAACAAGCCCCCAACGAAGAAAUCAUUCGAAUUGCUCGAAAAUUCGAAGACAAUUUGACAUUGAAUAACUUGUCGCGACCACAAUUGGUCUCUAUGUGCAAGUAUAUGAACAUCAAUGCGUUCGGUACAGACAACUUUUUGAGACAUCAAAUCCAACGGAAGAUGAAGGAGUUAGAGUCUGACGACAAGACCAUCGCAGAAGAAGGAAUCGAGUCACUCAACGUCAAAGAAUUACAGCAAGCUUGUGCUUCUCGCGGUAUACGUACUAUAGGAGUAUCACCAGCCAGGUUACGAUCCGAAUUGGCUCAAUGGUUGGACUUGCAUCUCAAAAACCAAAUCCCUUCAACCCUCCUCGUCUUAUCACGAGCAUUCACAUUCGAUCGACCUAUUGAUCGACCUAGUGAUACUGCUGAAGCGCUACAAGCUGCUCUGCAUUCGUUACCUCAUCAGGUCGUGAAUGAGACAGCUCUAGGUAUUGCUGAAGCUGAGGGUAAAGCUACUUAUAAACAAAAGUUGGAGGUUUUGAAGGAACAGGAAGAGCUUAUUGAAGAUGAGAGUGAACAGGAAGAGGCCUUGAUGAAGGUCAAGAUGGCCAAAGAAGCCGAACAAAGGAAGAAGGCUGCUGCUGCCACUCCGACAAUAGAAGCACCACCUGCUCCUAUACAAAUAGCUGCUCCUCAACCAACAGCAGCAGCCGCUCCCUCCAAACCAGCUGAACCAGCAGCCAAAGUAUCAGAAGCUCCAACACCACCAGCUGCUGAACCUAUACCUGCACCUGCCAAACCAGCUGCAGCUCCAGCAGUAGCAGAAGACGGAGACAACAUCUCGGAAGCUCAACUUGUACAAUUGGGUGCUGCACUUAAAAUCUUAACUGCAGAUUCAGUAUUUCAAGAUGUUCGACAUGAAGUGGCUGAAAUCAAAUUGGAGCGUGCUGAAUUCAAAGAGGACAUUGAAGAACUCAAAUCGCUGGCUAAACAAGAGCCAGCCACUGUCACUUCUCGUCUUGGUGCCCGUGUAGACAAGAUGAUUGCCAAGAUUGAAAAGGAGAUCACCAGUUUGGAAUCUGCACCUCCUAAAAGGCAGAUAAUGCAGACUCUCAAACCAGAUCAGAGCGGGCGCAUUACGCUGGAAGAGUUGGAGGAUGCCUUGAAGAUAAUCCGUGAUCACCCAGCCGAUGAAAGGAUUAGGCGUAUCGUGCAGAGGUUAGAUACUGAUAACGAUGGUAAAGUAUCUCUAGAAGAAAUCCUCGUCUUGGCUGAUGAGGCUGAGAGUGAAGGUGUCGGUGUGCUUGUACCCGAACCUAAAAAAGAGACAUCUAGCCCUGCUUCUGCAAGUGCUGAUGCUUCAUCAGCAGGAACAAGCAGCACAGCUCAGAUACCCGCAAUCGCUGUCUCGAGUGAGACGGCAGCAACUUCAACUGUAAAAGUCGGAUCACCGCUUCCUGUAUCAGAUAAAACAGGUGCUAUACCCAUCGCACCACCAGAACUGUUGAUACAGAAGCAGUCUACAACUACAUCGCAACAUGAUAACAAAAUAUAA